CUCUCCCGGAAGAAGGGUCGGGGGGCAGGGCGUGCGGAUAACAUGAAGAUGGGGAUUCUUCGUCCCACGACCACCGGGAGGAGACCCUCACCACUCACUGUGCACGCGCGAGGGGGGAAGGGGACCGCGUGCUGGUGGGUACUCGGAAUGUAAUGAAUGCGUAUCCGCAUCCUGGAAGCUACUGAUUCUGCAUUAGUUCGGCCUCCGUCUGCAGCUUUUUCCUGCCGCUGUGCGAGUUAGGAGCAGGUCCCCCCCUUGCACCCGGCGUCGCAGCCCUGAUGAAACGUACCUGCUUUUACAACUGCCUUGCGGUCAUAGAGUCUGAUCCCACGCGUCAGUGUGCGCCGCUCCUCGGGGCAGCGCGUGCCAGGGCCCUCCUCGGGAACCAUUUCUUCCUGCUAUGGAACCCACCGAGCGCCCGGGCCGGCGCUCUCCAAAUGAACACGCGGUGCUGACAGACUUAUUGCGGGCAGGGCGACGAAUCCGCUGUUGGGACGGCGGUGCCGGUGCCCAGCGGGCCCAUCUGUGUGCGUGGGGGGGAGAGAGGGGCGGCGGGGGGGGUCGCAGAUGUCACUGAGAUAUGAAACGUCUCUGCAGAGCUGGAAGGGCAGGAGCUGAGGAGAUACGAAGGGCUCCCAUCGUGUUCCUGAGUGCCGCUCCUCUUCUGGCCGCACGCUGAGGGCAGGUGGAGGCCGGAACAAAGGGCAGGAGCCGGGGCAGAGAACUGUUUUGCUUCUUCAAUCUUCCUGGACGCUGUAUUUAUUGCUGCACGUCCAAAAGUGCAGCAGUUUCUGGAGUGCCAGGUGGGACCCGAUAGGUGACGGUCCUCUCGCCACCAAGCAUCCAGUUGCCAGCAGUGGGUGAGUUCACUGGGACUUUGGGGAUGGGAGGUGGCAGCCAGCAAGCCUUCAGUUUCUGCGACUAAAUUGGAAGGCUUGGAAGCACGCUACGCUGCGUGGGAAAUGCACUUGGUGCAGGAAAGGGGAUGUCCUUAGCCAAGGUACUGGAAAACUGAAGGAAAACAGAUGAAACUGCAGAUCCCUCAACAAAAACGUGAGCAGGUGACACUUGAUGUGGCAGGUUUGUGGUGCUGGAAAUAUCCAAAUAAUUUUCUAGGACGGUUUCUCUGAUAAAGCAGAUUUUAUUUGCAAUUGCAAUGGCGGGCCUCCUGCAAGCAGGAGAGCCCCGAGAAAGCAGUGUUACAUCUUUUAUCCCCUAUUGCCCGCCGCUGAUCUCUUUCUCCCCUGGUUCCUCAUUGGCUGAGUACUGCAGGUUCACACUCUUUCGUGACGUUUCACUAAUCAUACAAACACCGAGUAGACACAAAUCUUUGCCGCCCAGAUGCAAAUGUCUUCAUUGGUUAACUGACUUCUAACAAUUGCUUUCUUAACAAACAAAUUUGGUCGUAACUUUUCGGAUGUCAGUUUUACAGCAUAAACAUGGAAAUAGCCUCAAUCGUUUAAUUACCCCCCCUAACAUUUGUGCCCCUUCACACUGGUCAUUGUUCUGGUCAUUCACCUGUCCUUGCAUAGAGAUAAGCUCGGAAGGAGGAUAGAGGGGAGUACCUUGGAGCCUGCCUAUGGCAUCCUAACAUUCCCACAAAGUGGGACAGUUCUGCUUUGUGUAAAGGCCCUGACUCCUUGAAAGUUCGUUCAAUGUGUUUUGCUUCUGCCGGUCUAAUGAACAACCUCACAAUCUGUUUCCUAGUUCACAAUACUAUACCCAUAUUGUUUAGAACAUUCAAAAUCUAUUGCAGCUUCGUGAGAAAGUAUUUGUUAGGUAAUUUGGUAACUAUGUUUCUAAAAUAUGUUACUAAUAUGUAUAUGGUAUUCUUACUUUCCACAUCAGCUAUUUCUAAGGGUAUGUUGCAGCUUAAUUCUUUAGAUCAAUUGCCCUUUUCAAUGUUCAGGGCAGAAACAACACUUUCACUUUCCACAGAGGGAAGGUCAGCUUCCCCGUGUUUGUGUGUCAGCCGUCAUCCUCCGUACCGGAGAGGCUUUAUCUGCUCGUCUUGCUUAAUUGCAGCACGUUUCACACGCAUGGACAACCUGUGCAAUAGCACCCUUGAUCCAGACCCCAUUUCCAUAUUGCAUCCCUUCCUCAAUGGCCGGAGGCGUCAUGGGAGCAUGGAGCAGGAAUUAAUUCCCUCUUGGGGUAGUUGAAGCACUAUGAAAGUCUGCCGGGUGAAGCCGUGCGUGCUCCAUCCCCGGAGGUGUUCAGGGCUUCGCUCUGUGCGACACUCACUGUGGCUGCAGCGGUGGUGUUGGAAGCAUGGUGCGAGUGUGGGGGGCCAUGGCCCCUGCCCGCCUUGUCCUCUUCCUCCUACUGAUGGCCAUGUGUUUCCGGGAGACCUGUGCUGCUCCGUGGCGAGCACCGGGAGCAGGUGGGUGGGCAGAGAUGGGACCCAAACCGAGCAGCACUGGCGGCAAGAAGUCAGGCUGUGUCCCCACGGCCCUGUGCCACGCUUCCCUGGGGCCUGCCUUCCACGGGGGUGCUGUCGGGCAGGGGGUGAGGGCCAGCGCAGCAGGAGCCGGGCCGGAGCCUGUGGCAGCGCUGCUCCCCAGAGCCGGCUCCAGCCACGCCGGGCCAUGGCUCUGCUGCUUGCUGGCUGGAGCACAGCCUUCAUCCUGGGAGACGUCCUGGGGAGAGCUGGGAAAAGCGUGAGCAUUUCUGCUCCAGGCUCGUGGUACUCGUGGUACCCUAGGUGAAUGCCAGCUUCCAACACAGAGCCCCGGCCCACGGCCCAGAGGAAGAGACAGGCGUGCCUUCCUCCAGUGCUUCAGGGUGACCUUCCUGUCCGUUAGAGGCCUCCCAGUAAGAAAGCCCCGGGGGGCUGCAUCUUCUUCCACGCGGUCCGUGAGGGAUGUGGCACACGGCUUGGGGAGAGCACUGUGUACGCUGCCAGGUGCCAGCCUACACGUCAUCCUGGCCACUCCGCAACUUUGGAAAUCAUGACCUGAGUCCUUCUGCCAUCCCGUUGCACGACCCGCAUCCAGUGACCGAGGGAGAAGGAGAUCACGCCAUGCAAUGGGAAUUUCUCCCAUCUGUUCUUGAUUCUAGGUGAUGCCCUUGGUGCUCCCUUUGCAAAUGAUCGUUUGGGUUCGGAUUUUGUGCCUGUGCCUGUGGAACAACCCAGAGGCCCUGCUGGUGAAUCCACAGGAGAGUAUCCUGUCUACGAGCCUGAAGGGGAUGCUGGAGGUAAGUCAGCAGGCUUCAUUUCCUCGGUAUUGGAUCAUAUUUGGCUGGGAUAGUUCAGCAAGGGUUCCGCUUUUCAGCGGCCAGCGGGUUCUUCUCCCCGAGAAGCGUGGAUGGCCGUUGUUUCUUGGGUGCUCCGUGCUGUCAGCGUGGUGUUGCCUUCGUCCCUGUAUCUCCGAGGUCUCUCAGCAAGAAAAUUUCAAGGGGCUGAGUGUUCUUCCAUGAGGUCCCUGAGCAUUGUUUCCCGUGGCCUGGAGAAAGUAUUUGGAAAGCUGUGGAAUACCAGCCAGCAGGUCACCUGGCUGCUCUGCAGCUUUGGAACUUUCCCCCCGUGCCAUUAGCUGAGCCCCUUCCUUCACCGCAGCUCGCUAAGGAAGAGAGAGAUGGGCACUUGCAAUGGCAACGUUUCUCCUCUGUCCUUGCUUACAGCUGUGUCUCCAGGCAGUGGCUUACCAAAGCCUAGGUUUAGUCCAGUUCAUGCAGUUGAGUUAAGAGGUGGGCUGAGCUCCAGGAGGGUGUUCCUCUGGGCGGUUGCACACGGGGUUAGUUAUGAAUGGCGGCGGUGCCCCUGCAAGGCACCCAGGACCUGUUUCCGAGGUGCUCCUGUGUGGAAGGGAGAGAACAGAGUCGUGAAGGAAUCCCUGGCUUUAAUUGCAUCCUGUGUCAUUCUGCCUGGAAGGAUGUUUAAUGGGAGUUGCUGUGUCGUGCGUUUGUUUGCAGAUGGGACUGGAGCAGGUGAUCCAGGAUCCGCUCUGAGCUCUGGGACCGAAACUCUGGCGGAUGGCAUGGGUCCGGAAAGAGCAGAGGAUGAACCCGAAAGAGGAAGAAAGUCCCAGGGCUUACCCCGUCUCCUAAAGGAACUGCUGAAGGAAAUAGAGAAGGCACCGCGUGGAAUUGACCAAGAAACUGAGCAGGAUGCACUGCAGGAAGGCAGCCAUCCCACCCUGCCGGUCUCGGACAGUGGAACGCAGGCAGCGCCAACAGCUGGCACGCCAGGGAUGAAUGCCGGGAAAAGCACAGAGGCUGCUGUUCACCAAUCUGCGCGGAAGCGCUACAUCGCAGCCAUGGUAAUGUUCCCUGCUGCAGUGCUGGCCUGUGGUGCUGUGAUAUGGAUGUGCAAAAAAUACUUAGUGCGCAAGAGAGAAGAGAGAGCAGCAGAACCGGCUCAUCCUGAUACCAACUAGGAGAGAGUUCCAACUGGAGACGAGGGCAGAAUGGAGCUGGGAGAGGCAACAGAAGAGACUCUUGCCCCAUCAAACAGGAAUCUCAGCAAUAGUUCUGGUCCAUUCCGUUCUGCCAUCCAAGAGGCCAAAGGUCUUCAAAGUCACCUGGAAGGCCUGGAGCGUGAACUGAGAGCCGUGAAAGAGGUCCACGGGAACAGUCCUGAGUGCUGCUUUCUGUCAGCGGACGGCCCUGAACGUGAGAGCGGGGAAUCAGCAGCAGAGCUUUUGUCCUUCAUCCCGCACUCUCCAGGACAAGUAUCACCAAUAAUUUGAAGAUUCUUAGCUCGCCAUAGCUACAAUCUUUCUGAGGGUCCUGAUGAGGACCCAGAAAGCGAGCUUCCUCCGUCUCAGAUGAUGAACUGGAUGCACCUCAAGAUCUUGUCAGACUUCCUGCACUGCUCCAUCUGCAAGACUACCCCCUGCUCCACUUGAGGUUCAAGUGGAGGUGUGCAGGACGUGGGUGAGCUCCUACAAAAGCAAAACCAAAACCAAAAACAACCAACUAAACACCCACAAUAAAACAAACAAACAAACAAACAAAAAAUCCUAUGCUGUUCUCUUUCUUGGAUAAACGGCUGUUUACGAGGGUGGAUAGUGAUAGGACGUGGCGGAGUGGUUUUAACUGGAGACAGGGGUGGAU
Molecule: messenger RNA, 5058 nt
Organism: Lagopus muta (rock ptarmigan)
Lineage: Eukaryota; Metazoa; Chordata; Aves; Galliformes; Phasianidae
Exons: 7
Coding region: 3579-4379 (266 amino acids)
Source: RefSeq, a predicted model, not a curated record